GGCCCGGCUGGAAGCGCGCAGGCGCCGUAGCGCGGGGUGCGGCUCAGCCGGGUCGUGUGGCGGCGGGCGCGCGAAGAUGGCGGCGGCGGCGGCUGCGGCUGCGGAGCAGAGUUCCAAUGGUCCGGUGAAGAAGUCCAUGCGUGAGAAAGCUGUGGAGAGGAGGAACGUUAAUAAAGAGCACAACAGCAACUUUAAAGCUGGCUAUAUCCCAAUCGACGAGGACCGGCUCCAUAAGACAGGACUGAGAGGGAGAAAGGGAAAUCUAGCCAUCUGCGUCAUUAUCCUCUUGUUCAUCCUGGCCAUCAUCAAUUUAAUUAUAACGCUUGUUAUCUGGGCGGUGAUUCGCAUUGGACCGAAUGGCUGUGACAGCAUGGAGUUUCAUGAGAGCGGGCUGCUCCGGUUCAAGCAGGUCUCUGACAUGGGAGUCAUACAUCCGCUCUAUAAGAGCACGGUGGGAGGAAGGCGGAACGAAAACCUGGUUAUCACCGGCAACAACCAGCCCAUUGUUUUUCAGCAAGGAACAACAAAGCUCAGUGUAGAAAAGAACAAAACAUCUAUUACAAGUGACAUUGGCAUGCAGUUUUUCGACCCUCGAACUCAGAACAUCUUAUUCAGCACAGACUACGAAACUCAUGAGUUUCAUUUGCCAAGUGGAGUGAAAAGUUUGAAUGUUCAAAAAGCAUCGACUGAAAGGAUUACCAGCAGUGCUACUAGUGACUUAAAUAUAAAAGUUGAUGGGCGUGCUAUUGUACGUGGAAAUGAAGGCGUGUUCAUCAUGGGGAAGACCAUCGAGUUUCACAUGGGUGGUAAUAUGGAACUGAAGGCGGAGAACAGCAUCAUCCUAAACGGGACCGUGAUGGUCAGCCCCACUCGCCUGCCCAGCCCCUCCGGGGCCGACCAGUUUGGUAGCAGUGACUGGGUGCGCUACAAGCUGUGCGUGUGUGCCGACGGGACCCUCUUCAAGGUGCUGGUGACCAGCCAGAACAUGGGCUGCCAGGUCUCCGACAACCCUUGCGGAAACACUCACUAGAAGAGAGAGCUUGGCAGGAUUCUCAGGCCUCGACUUUCUAAAGAGCGCAUGCAAAUCAUGUUUUUACAGAGUUCACGAUAACUCCAGAGUAUUUUCCGAGUCCCCUGCAGAUCGCGAUUGUGUACCUUUUAUGUGUCUCCAUAUUUAAAAGGGCCUAUAUGGUAAUAGGUCUCCGUAAGUUUCACCUUAACUUCAAAUUAAAGAUCUCUAAAAUAAUUAUCAGAAGUACCUAGGUCAGCCAAAAUUAAAUUUGUAAAAGAAGUGUAUUUAAAAUCCCACAAAUCCUGGGGUUCAAGCUCUUGCCGUGCACGCAGCUGACCUGGUUCAGUCACUGGCACCACCCAUGGUCCCCUGAGCAUAGAGCCAGGAGUGAACCUUGAGUGUGGCCAAAGCUUCCUCACCACCAAUGAAGACAGUCCCACAGUUGCUCGGGCCGGAGAGAGCUGGAUGAACUGAGCUCACGCUUUGCGCCCUGGAGGCCUGAGUGAGACCCCGGCACCGAGUGCUCCCGAAGCCCAGCCAAGCUUAACCCUCGAGCACUGACAGGCGUGGCCCAAAAUAUAAAUAAUGUAGAAAUAAAAUGCCACAGUUCUUUGCCUGAAGGAUAAAGGGCUGAGGCAGUUGCUUAGAUUCACUGUUCUUUUUUAGUAACUAGUGGCUCUAGGCCCACUCACGAUGUUGAAACGGUACACCAUUGAGAAAUGUUACACGCACUGUCUCGGCUUCUACUAAGAAACACAGAUUUUACGGCACCAACUUUCAGCCACAUUCCCACAUGCCAGUGACGUCACCAAAGAUCUUCCUGGUUGUGGAAUGGCAGGAGACUGGUUGCUUGGUUUUGCACAAGGAAAAAUAAUACGCUCUAAAAGGAUGUUUCCUUGAGUUAUAAUAAGCCUUAAGUGUUCACAUUCUGAUAGAAAAAUGUCAUAUUUAAUUUUUAAUUAUAACUUUUUUUUUCUUUUAGUGGUGCCAGGGACCCAACCCAGGGUGGCAUCCUACAUGCCAAGCAUGUGCUCUGCCACUGAGUUUGGUCACUAGUCCCUGGUCGUAGCUGUCAUUUAUUAAGUAUUUUAUACAUUUAAGCGUUACGUAGGCUUUGCAUGUCGCUCUUUUCCGCACAGCUCUGAGACUAGGUGUGAUGAGCCCAGCUGCGCCCUCAGGAAGCAGGAUCAGCGAGGCUCAGAGACUUUCUUGCCUCGGUGACACAGGCAGUGGCAGUGUCGAGGACUGGAAUUCUUCUGUGAUUUAAACUUAGUUACACUUGCUUGCAAAUAUGAUGUUCCCCAUCACUGCACUGAAGUUUUCAUUAUUUAAAACACCAGGAAGGGGCCAGAGCGUUGGCACUUGCCUUGUCUGGGACCGACCAGGGCUGUCCCUCGCAUCCGAUAUGGUCAGUCCCCCAGGCACUGCCAGGAGUGGAGUGAUUCCUUAGUGCAGUGCCAGGAGUAAGCCCCGGGCAUGGCCAGUUGUGACCCAAAGAGACAGAAGAAAACGAAACACCAGGAAGGUAAACAAAGACUACUUUGAACUCACCUAAGCAGGUAAGAAUCAAAACAGUGUUCUAGUUGAAAGAAAAGAAAUCAACCGUGUAUCAAAGAAACGAAUGAUCACUGUCUCAUUUUAAACUAUCCUACGUCAGUUCCUCAAUAUGACGUGGGCUAUAGAGAGUCAAACGGCUUCGCUGUGCUCACGCCAGUCUCCCGGCUGAUGGACGUGGCGCACCCGGGACAGCUGAAUGUGUGAAAUCUCUCCCCUCAGCCCUCCAGGAAGCAGGGGGAAGAGAGCAGGCCAGGGCUCCAGACAGGUGCCCCGGGUGCCCUACUGACCCCCUCUCUUUUAUGGGCGCCCUGUUAUUAGGAAACACUGUGGGAGUUGAUCUGUGCUCCUUAUGUCACCUUUGUAAUGAUUUGUGACUCAUGCCUUUUUAUUUUCAGUGUAUUUUGUAUUUGACUUUCAGGAAACUCUGGCAUCAUUAAGACAUAUCGUAACAUCAGGAACAGAGAGCUGCGAGUCAGAGGCCCCGCCCUGCAUUCCAGGGUGAGCCUGGGCCCUGUGCUCAGGGAGCCAUCCUGGCAGUGCUCGGGAAACCUCCCAGGUGACAGGAACCAAACCAAGCACAUGAUCCCCGCCCCUUGUCUCUGGCCCUGUCACGGUCACUUUGGUGUAGAUAAGAAAAGCAACCAAAAACUAGUUUGCUUUCAGUAUUGUCAUUUCUCACUGAUUGUAAGAAAAAAAAAAAAGUUUCAGAUGUCUCAGAAAUUUCAAGUACUCUGCAGUACAUUGAUGUCAAGGUUGGUUUACUGCUUACUGCUGAUUGUCGCUCUGAAAUGAAGGAAAAGAGGAUGAAAUUCAUGACCUUUGAGUGUAACUUAUAAAUUGUAAUAUUCAGAACCCUUUUGAAUGUGUUCAGUAUUGUCUGUAUCUGAAUGAUAUUCAGGGAAAAAAGUCCAUUGGAAUUUUCAGGUGAUGAGUAUAUUUUUAAAUUGUAUAUUCAUUCCUCGUUCACUCUAUUUAGAUAUGUUUUGAGGGUUUUUUUUUUACUGAAACCACAGAAUUCUAUGUUUCAAAGUAUUAUUUAUUAAAACAAUACUAUUAUUCAUGAAAUAAUCUAUUUUUACUCCUCUUUGAGAAAUACUUGUUUUGAUACAUCUUCAUUAAGUGCUUUUGACACGAGAGGCUCUUUUGAUGUUUUUAUAGAAGUGAUUGUUGAAGAAACAGGUAUAGUAUCGUCGGGCACUUUACAGGUUCGUAGGUCUUGCUUGUCCCCUAAAUGUUCACCUGGAAAAUUCCUGGGAAGCAGAACCAUAACAGCCUAUCCGUUUGACCUGUCACUUCUUUUUCCUGUCAGUCAAGCCUUAGCUACUCACUCUCACCACCAGAUGGUAUUUUCCUAGACCCUCAAAGGGUUGCUGUUUUUUUUCCUCCUCCCUUGAACUGAGCAUGGGUGUGAUGAGCUUCCGGCUUGGGGUGGGGAGGUAGAUCAUGAAGACAGAUUCCAGGAAGAGAGGGCAGGGCAAGGUAUACAUGCUUGUUUGCAAAGGGGAUAGAUGAAAUGAAGGCAAGAUGUUUUAGAGGCUCUCUAAUGGGCUGAUUUUUUAAAAAUGCAGAAUGACCCAAAGAACCAUUACUGAUCUAUCAUAUUUAAAAUAUAUAUAUAUUUGUAUUCUUUUUGCAUUAUGCAAAACAAAUUUAUUAUUUUGGCGAUAAGAUUAUAAACAUUCUAGCUAGUUUUGAGUGUUGUUCUUUAAGAGGGUGAGAAUGUUAAGGUGCUAAAAAAAUUAAAAAGAGAUUGACCAUUGAAAUACCAAUUACUUUUAGCAGUGUUUUUUGAAGUGUUGAUGGGGCAAAGAUUACAAAUAAUGCCAUGUUAAACAUGAACCUGUAAUUCUAUUUUGGAUUGCUAACAUGAGCUUUGGUUAAUUCCGUUUGUAAUAACUAUUAAUGACCUCUGUUUACAAUAAAGAUUCUGUAAAUUG
Messenger RNA from Sorex araneus (European shrew), 4506 nucleotides. It is a transcript of the gene SGCB, whose product is annotated as sarcoglycan beta. The transcript is spliced from 6 exons. The coding region runs from base 77 to 1030 and encodes 317 amino acids. Gene Ontology annotation, biological process: muscle organ development. NCBI's taxonomy places the organism in Eukaryota, Metazoa, Chordata, Mammalia, Eulipotyphla, Soricidae. The record is from RefSeq and is a predicted model, not a curated record. Gene Ontology annotation, cellular component: sarcoglycan complex; sarcolemma.